AACAUCUCAAAACACAUCAAACCCAACAGAAAAUAUGGAAGCAAAAAAAAUCCCAGAAGUGAUACUAAACUCAGGGAAAAAGAUGCCAGUCAUAGGCCUUGGAACCGCAUCUUAUCCUCUUCCACCACAUGAAACUCUCACCUCCAUACUUAUUGAUGCCUUUGAGGUCGGCUACAGACACGUUGACACUGCUACUAUUUAUGGAAGUGAGGAGCCUCUAGGAAAAGCUGUGGAAAAGGCUUUGGAGCUAGGCCUUGUAAAGAGCAGAGAUGAAGUAUUCAUCACUACAAAACUAUUGCCAGCUGAUGCUCACCCUGACCUUGUUGUUCCAGCCCUCAAGACCUCACUGCAGAAGUUGGGGUUGGAGUAUGUAGAUCUGUAUUUGAUUCAUUGGCCACUGAGGUUGAAACCUGAAGCCAGAGGGCGAGCUGAUAUUUUAAAGGAGAAUGUGAUGCCCUCCUUUGACCUGAAAGGAGUAUGGGAAGCUAUGGAAGAAUGUUGCAGAUUAGGCUUAGCAAAGUCUGUUGGUGUAAGCAACUUUGGCAUAAAAAAGCUCAACCAGCUCUUGGAAAAUGCAACCAUUCCUCCUGCUGUCAAUCAGGUGGAAAUGAGUCCCUCAUGGCAGCAGGGUAAACUCAGAGAAUUUUGCAAACAGAAAGGAAUUCAUGUGAGUGCAUGGUCACCACUCGGAGCUUACAAAAGUUCUUAUGGUACAAAUGCAGUUAUGGACAGCCCAAUCCUUAAGGAAAUCGCUUUUGCAAGACAGAAGACCAUCGCUCAGAUUGCACUGAGAUGGAUAUACGAAGAAGGGGCAAGUGCGAUUGUGAGAAGCUUCAACAAGGAGAGAAUGAAAGAGAACAUUGAGUUAUUUGAGUGGGAACUGAAGGAGGAGGAAUCACAGAAAUUCAGGCACAUUCCACAGCGUAGGAUGUAUCCUGGAGAAAACUUUGUAUCAGAAAAUGGACCUUACAAGAGCUUGGAAGAGCUUUGGGAUGGAGACCCUUGAAAUGUGUCUCUCUCUACAUAUUUAUCUACGCAAUUCAUGUCAUGGGGAAUUCUAGUGAAAGCAAGGCACACAGAAGAAAAAUUUGGGGAAUUUAGACACGGUGAAAAGGAAAGGUGAAAGAAGAAGCACAAAGUAAUAAUUUGGUGGCAUCGUUGUAUGGAUGGACCUAUGGUCUUAAACUGAAUCUGAGCAAGGAAAUGGGACCCGAAAUGUUGUUCUUCUAUUCCAAAUCCUUUCGUUCCUAGGCUGUUUCGAAAUCUUCAGCUCAUUGUGUUUAUAA
Molecule: messenger RNA, 1286 nt
Organism: Vigna radiata var. radiata (mung bean)
Lineage: Eukaryota; Viridiplantae; Streptophyta; Magnoliopsida; Fabales; Fabaceae
Product: methylecgonone reductase-like
Exons: 4
Coding region: 35-1006 (323 amino acids)
Cellular component (GO): cytosol
Molecular function (GO): aldose reductase (NADPH) activity
Source: RefSeq, a predicted model, not a curated record